UGGGGAGGGGAGGGCGCCCCGGGGGUCAUCUAGUCCACUGAAGCGUCCUUAACCCUUCCUGUGCCGGGCGGCGCCAGAAGCCUCGCAGAGGGCCGAGUCGCUCCUCCAGAGCCGAGAUCGGAGGAGUCGGGCAGCCGCUCGUCUUCCUUCUCAUCACCGCCGGAGCCCACCCAGGACGGAUCCCUUCCCAGCCCCGCUCACUGGCUGGAGAUGAAGGAGGCGAAGCUCACCGCCGGCAAGACCCCUGCCCGGGAGGAGGAGGAGGCGAGGGAAGCUGGGGAUUCCCUUUCCAAGGCAAAGCACAAGCAGGAAAACAAAGAUGUAGGCGAUGACAAGGAUCUCCCCCAAAAGAAGCAGAAAUCUGGGAAAUGGCAGCAGAUGGGGCGACAGCCUCAUCUCAAGCCCAAGUGUGACCAUAGGAAAAGAGACGCACCGGUAUAUGCAGCAGGCAGCCUGGAAGAGCAGUGGCAGCUGGAGAUCCUGAGCAGAGGCCGCGUCACUUGCCCCACCUGCAGGGCUGUCGUGAGGAAGACGGUGGAAGGGCUGAAGAAGCACAUGACCAACUGCCAGCAUGAGAUGCUCACAUGCCACCACUGUGGGAAGCAGCUGCGGUCUCUGGCAGGAAUGAAGUACCACAUCAUGGCAGACCAUAACAGCCUGCCAGUGGGGACAGAGGCGGCCGCCUGCGAUCUGGGCGAGAGAGGGCGCUUGCGGAGGGUGCUGAAGCGGAUGGGGAAGCUCAAGUGCCCAAGGCAGGGCUGCACAGGCAGCUUCACCAGCGUCCUGGGCUUCCUCUACCACACGCGGAAGUGCGGGAAGGAGGCUGCCGAGCUGGAGCAGAUGGCUCUGAAGUGCCAGCACUGCGGCAAAGCCUACCGCUCCAAGGCGGGCCUGGCUUACCACCUGAAGAUGGAGCAUGGCCCGAUCUCCUUGCUGUGCCAAGACAGCCAGCCGGCCCCCCAGAAGGAGGUGGCAAGCGCAGAGCCCAGCAGUGGAGGCCGCCGUGCUCUGAGGAAAGCUGCCCAGGCAGCUGGCCACCACCUGCAGGAGGCCCUGGCCAAGGAGGCCCUGGCCAAGGAGUGGCCCAGGCGGAAGGUCUGGCAGGACCUGGUUCCCGAGGACCGAAAGCUGAAAUACACUCGCCCAGGACUGCCUGCUGUCAGCCAGGAGGUUCUGAGCAAGUGGAGGGCAGAGAUCAAGGCAUGCCGACGGGUCCGCUGCCCAAACCAGGGCUGCGAGUGUGCCUACAGCAGCAUCUCGGGCCUCAAGUCCCACCUGGGCAGCUGUACCUUGGGGGAGUUUGUGGCUGGGAGAUACCGGUGCCUGCUGUGUGAGAAGGAGUUUGUGUCCGAGAGUGGAGUCAAGUACCACAUCAACACUGUGCAUGCGCAGGACUGGUUUGCUGUUGGCACACACACCGCCAAGAGCUUCAAGAAGCUGCUGAAGCAGCAGCAGGAGGAGGAGGAGGCGGAGCAGAAGAGAGCGCCCAGGAAACCUCUGCCCAGCAGGAGCCGCAGGAAGAGGCCACAGACUGCUGCCUCCCCCAAGAAGGCCACACCCAGGCAAAAGGCAGCGGGGGAGCAGGGGCAGCAGAAGCCAAAGGCCAGCUGCCCCCAGCGGGCAGGAAGUGGGAGCUGUGAGAAGGAGGAGGAGGAGGAGGAUGGCCCUUCCCCUCUGAAGCUCAGCCACAGGAGAGGGAGGGAGUAGUGGCCCCCCUCUGGUCUCUCAGGGUGGGGAGGGAUUCCUAGAAAGGAAGGGGAUCCUCUGGCCACACGCCUCCUCGCAUCCUGCCCUCCAGCCCACCUCAGGCGGCCUGGGUUGCUCAAGUGACUGACUGGAGAAGAACAACCCCCGCUCCCCACAAGCUCAGCAGGGCUUACUUCUGAGGAGGCACAUCAAGGACUCUGGUCCUCCCAGGUGAGGCCACACUCUCCAGGCAAGGAGCCACCAGAGGUGGGGUUUCCUCCCUAUCCUCAGGCAGGCAGCUGUGCCCCAACCCCGGGAGCAAACGGGGCACUGCAGAUGGAGCGUCGCUGAAAAUCUUACCAUAGCAAAACACACAUUCCAAGGUAAUUUUCACAUUUAAUUAGUUAUC
This is a messenger RNA of Zootoca vivipara (common lizard), 2095 nucleotides long. It is a transcript of the gene ZNF512, whose product is annotated as zinc finger protein 512. The record is from RefSeq and is a predicted model, not a curated record. Lineage: Eukaryota; Metazoa; Chordata; Lepidosauria; Squamata; Lacertidae. Gene Ontology annotation, molecular function: zinc ion binding.